AUUUCGCACUCGACCGACGUCUCAGUUAUCGAAUUGGCUCGGGGAUGAUAAUUAUUAUGACUUGACUUCUGCUAACUGAAGCCGUGGUAGGCAUUACGCUUUUUGAGACGAUUUUUUGUACAUUUAUUGAUAGUUAUUAAUUUUCCUUCAAGAACUAGUCAGCGAUUCGCAAAGACAGCAAUUGACGCCUUUCUCGUCUGCACUUGCUUGUUCGACCGUCGUUUUCCGUGUGUCGUGUGACCGCUUGUGACUUCCACGAUGCAGAGGCAACAGCAACAACAGCAGCUGCACCAGCAGCAACAACAACAGACUUUCGUACAGCAGCAACAGGUCUCUCAGCAGACCUCCCAACAGAGUGUUCGUCGCGUAGAACAGCACGUCACUCACCAAGUGACCAGCCAGCAACAUCAGCAAGUACAAGAGAUGGUGAUUCAAGGAUCUUUGCAACCUGCGUAUGGAGGCAGACCUGCAAAUAUUUCUCCCCCAGUGUUCGAGCAGAUAUUUCGAAAUGCUCGAUUUGCACAGGGAGGAAAUGCCCUCUUUGAGGGAAAAGUUCGGGGCCAGCCAAAACCAGUUGUUUCUUGGACCAGGAAGGGAGCACCUCUUCUCGAGUCUGGAAAAUACAGAAUGAGUUACGAUGAACAAAGUGGGAAGGUUUCACUUCUCAUUAAUACUAUAGGACCAGGUGAUGAAGGUGAAUAUACAUGUACAGCCCAAAACCAAUAUGGAGAAGCCAUUUGCUCCGUGUAUAUUCAGCCGGAAGGCCAACUGCAGCCACAGAUAAGUGGUUACCAAAAGGAGUAUGCCCAGACUGUACAGAGUAUGGAGCAGACCCAAUCAACUUUACAAAGAUACCAGAAGCAGAUGUCUGCGUAUGGUAAUGGAACAGUAGUUGAGGAGGAUUUUAAAGUUGAUACUUUUGAGUAUCGUCUGUUACGUGAAGUUGAAUUUCGUGAAUCAAUCACCCGCAGAUUUAUUGGGGAGAUCGAUUCUACAAUAAAUACUGUAGUUGAGCAUUCCUUGGGGCCUGCAGUCCCACCACAGAUUGUACAAAAACCUCGUAACUCAAAACUCUCUGAAGGUUCUGUUGCAACUUUUGAAGCGAGACUCACCGCAAACCCCAGACCAAGGCUUACUUGGUUUAAAAAUGGUCAGAGAAUCACAUCAACACAGAAAUACCAAACUAGCUUUUCAAAUCAACAAGCUACUUUAAAAGUUCAAAAUCUGAGUUGUACAGAUUCUGGCCACUACACGCUUUUGGCUGAAAAUCCACAAGGUUGCGUUGUCUCUUCUGCAUAUCUUGCUGUGGAACCAUCGUCUGUUCAAGAUGGCCUGUACGGAAACAUCCGCGAACAAACCAAGUCAACUGUUGUGGAAACCACAACAGUUGAAACAGACGGUGGGAAAUCACUGGCACCGAACUUUGUGCGUGUGUGUACAGAUCGUGAAGUCACUGAGGGCAAAAUGACUCGAUUUGAUUGUCGAGUGACCGGCCGCCCUUACCCAGAUGUUGCGUGGUUUAUUAAUGGCCGUCAGGUGUCAGACGAUGCCACGCAUAAAAUCUUGGUGAAUGAGUCAGGAAAUCACGCUCUCAUGAUCACUAAUGUACACCGUUCUGAUGCAGGUGUUGUAAGUUGCAUUGCUCGAAAUAAGUCUGGCGAAACAUCUUUUCAGUGCAAUUUACUUGUAAUCGAAAAGGAGCAGGUAGUUGCUCCCAAAUUCGUGGAACGCUUUACCACAGUGCAUGUAAAAGAAGGAGAGCCAGUAGUUCUAAACGCAAGAGCUGUUGGAACUCCUGUCCCACGUAUCACUUGGCAGAAGGAUGGUGUUCCAAUCACACCUGGACAAAAUAUAAAUAUAAGAACUGACAGUGGAGCCUCAACUUUAGAUAUCCCUCGAGCCAAGGCGUCGGAUGCGGCUUGGUACCAAUGUACAGCCCAAAAUGUUGCAGGCUCCACUGCCACUCGGGCACGACUCUUUGUGGAAAUUCCAAAGAGUUCUGCCCCACAACCUCGACGUCUCAAUCUACCCAGACCGACCAAGGUCAUUGAACCAGAACCACAACCGGGACCAGAAGUUAUUUACCUUCGUCACGUUGAACGAGCAAAACCACAUGCUCCAGAACCCCAGCAAGACCAAAUAUAUCCACCACCUCAAUUUAUUAUACCUCUUUCUAAUGUACAACAAGUGGAAGGUGGUCGUGUUCACUUUGAAGCACGUAUCGAACCCGUUGGUGAUCCAACAAUGAGAGUUGAGUGGUUUAUAAAUGGGAGACCUCUGGAAGCAAGUUCCCGUGCUACAACCAUCUUUCGUUUUGGAUUCAUUGCCUUGGAUCUCAUUAGUAUAAUUUUGGAAGACAGUGGAGAAUAUCUCUGCCGUGUAACUAGCAGCUCUGGUUCAGUAGAAUCUCGAGCAUUACUCAGUGUAACAGCUCGAGCUUCUAUUGAGCAGUCCAGUCAACAUCCGGACAGUCUCCAGUACAUUCAGCAACUAGAAGACUAUUCUCACUAUCAGAGGCAAGAAAGCUUGGAAGAAACCAUUUACCAGCGCCCGAAUUUCAUCCGGCCACUCCAGAAUCUUGGAGAGCUGCAGGAAGGGCGCAACGCGCAUUUCGAAGCCCAACUUACCCCUGUCAGCGACCCUUCAAUGAAAGUGGAAUGGUACAAGGAUGGGAAAACCAUCACAGCAAGUUCUCGCAUUACAACGCUCUUCAACUUCGGUUAUGUCUCCCUAAAUAUUAUGCACCUACGAGUUGAAGAUGCAGGAACAUACACUGUGAGAGCUGUGAAUGCAUUGGGCGAAGCAAUUAGCUCAUCAACUCUGAAAAUCUUAGCAAGAACGAGUGUGACUGGAGACUUAGGUAUUCCAGAGCAGCAACGUUACAUUGAGAAGGUUGAAGAACUUGAGGCAUAUCAACAACAACAACAAUAUAAGUACACAAAAGAAGUACCUGAAAGUACAUCUCCACCAGAAUUUAAGUCACCCAUUCAAGAUCAACUGAAUAUUCAUGAAGGUGGAUUUGCCCACUUUGAGGCACGCUUGGAGCCAAUUGGAGACUCAACCCUCAGAACAGAAUGGCUCAAAGACGGUCGCCCUGUUGAAGCAAGUUCUCGAAUCACCACUUUCUUCAACUUUGGCUAUGUGGCUCUUACAAUCAAAUAUGUCACUACUCAUGAUAUUGGAACAUAUGUAUGUUGUGCAUACAACAGUUUAGGCCAGGCAACCACCACUGCUAGACUUACAGUAUUAAGCAAACAAGACAUAAUUUUGGAUAGCCAACAUCCUGGAGGGCUAGAGAAAAUCCAGUAUUUAGAAGAUUCAAGAUACAGUCGCAGUUUACAUGAAGAAACGACAGCUACUCAAAAACCACGGUUUUUGGGUCCAUUAAAGGGCACAAACAAAAUAGUGGAGGGUCAGAGAGCCCAUUUUGAGGUUAGAGUGGAGCCUCAAAAUGAUAUAAACAUGAUUAUUGAAUGGUACUUCAAUGGCAAGGUCAUUAUGAGUGCUAACAGAAUUCAAACUCAUCAUGACUUUGGAUACAUUGCUCUUGAUAUAGAAAAUGUAAGAUCUGAAGAUGCAGGCACCUACACUGUAGUAGCUAGGAAUGCUUUGGGUGAAGCUCAGAUGUCAGCCACAAUGGAAGUUGAAACUCGUUCAAGCAUUGAUACUUCCAGUUUACAUCAUGGAACUUAUGAAAAGACACAGAGGCUUGAGAGCUCCAAAUUUGUAGAACCUCAAUAUCACAUUGAAGAAAUAUCAAAAUCAAAACCUAUUUUUGUUCAGCCUCUACAAGAUCCUAAACCUGUCAGUGAAGGUAAAAACAUCCACCUUGAGUGUCGAUUGGAGCCAAUGGGUGAUCCAACGAUGCGUGUAGAAUGGUUUUAUAAUGGACGAAGUAUCACCGUUGGGUCACGAUUCCGCACAUAUUAUGAUUUUGGUUACAUUGCUCUGGACAUAGUACAUGCUACAUCUUUAGAUUCUGGUGAAUACACUGUCAGAGCCUCCAAUCAUCUAGGCUCAGCACAUACUUCAGCAUGUGUGCGAGUUAUUUCUCGAUCAGACAUUUUGACAGAGAGUCAAAAUGAGGCCGCAUUGGAACAAAUCCAAAUUCUUGAAGAUUCUGCUCGUCACCGACGUACAAUGCAAGAAGAUAUAACCAUUAUGCAAGCUCCUCAGUUCACUCGCCCUCUUCAUAACAUUGAAACUGUGGAAGGCACAAACAUUCAUUUGGAAUGUCGUCUUCAACCUGUAGGGGACCCAACAAUGCGAGUAGACUGGUUUGUUAAUGGUCGUCCUGUAAAAACAGGUCAUAGAUUCCGACCAGCAUACGACUUCGAUUAUGUUGCUCUAGAUCUUCUUAGUGUAUAUGCCGUUGAUUCUGGUGUUUACACUUGUCAAGCACGAAAUCAAUUGGGUGAAGCUGUAACAUCAUGUUCUGUUAAAAUUAUAGCAAAGAAAGAUCUAAUUUUGGAAUCGCAACAUCCUUCUGGACUGGAAAAAAUUCAGUAUUUGGAGGAUGCUUCCAAAUAUAAACGAAUUGAGCACAUUGAUGAAGUAGUCAAUGUAAAGCCUCGAUUUGUCACAAAACCUAAAAGCUUAGACAACAUGAGAGAAGGUCAACAUGCCCAUUUUGAAUGUAAAUUAGAACCUGUCACAGACUCUAAUUUGAAGGUUGAAUGGUACAAGAAUGGACGUCCAAUAAUUGUUGGCCACCGGUUUCGUCCAAUACAUGAUUUUGGCUAUGUUGCAUUGGAUAUUAUCGACCUCAUUGCUGAAGAUAGUGGUGUUUACUCAUGUCGAGCAGUAAACUUGGUAGGAGCAGAUGAAACAACAUGUUCUCUCACUUGCAGAAGUACUGCUCAGAUUGUUACUGGAACUCACAAUGAAAUGGGUCUAGAGCAAAUUCAGCACUUAGAGGAUCGUUCAAAGUAUCAUAGAGCAGAGUUUUCAGAAGAAAUAACUAAACAAGCUCCAAUAUUCACAACAUCACUUAAACACAUUGAAAUUAAAGAAGGUCAAAGAGCACAUUUUGAGUGUCGUUUAAUUCCUGUGUCUGAUCCAACCAUGAAAGUAGAAUGGUUCCACAACAAUGCACCAGUAAAAUCUGGUUCACGUUUCACAGAAACAAAUAAUUUUGGAUUUGUGGCUCUUGAUAUAACAUACUGUUAUCCUGAAGACUCUGCUAAGAAAUCAAUCUAUUUGGAGUCACAACACCAAGAAGCUUUAGUACAACUUAAUUAUUUGGAGGACAGUUCUCGUUACCAACGACAAACUGCUCAAGAAGAAACUGUAUCUCAAGCUCCAGUUUUCACUCAGCCUAUGAAAGAUGUGAAAUGUGCUGAAAAUCAGGCUGCGCAUUUUGAAGCACGUCUUAUUCCAGUGGCAAAUCGUGUUACUACAAUGCAUGACUUUGGAUAUGUAGCAUUAAACAUGAAAUAUGUUUAUCCUGAAGAUUCUGGCACAUAUACUUGCAGAGCUAUUAAUGAAUUGGGGCAAGCAGUCACAUCUGCAACACUUGUUGUACAUUCAAAAGCCUCUUUGCUUCUUGAGAGCCAACAUGAAGGUGCUUUGGAAAAGCUCCAAAUGCUUGAAGAUUCAUCUCGCUAUCAACGCCGAGAAGAGGAAGAAGUUAUUGUUAAACAGCCACCAAAAUUCACAGCACAACUUAAUGGGCCAACAAAUUUGGUGGAAGGGCAAAGUGCUCACUAUGAAUGUCGCAUUGAACCAUACCCAGAUCCAAACUUAAAAGUGGAGUGGUUUCACAAUGGAAAACCUUUACAGACAGGCCAUCGUUUCCGAACAACAUAUGAUUUUGGAUUUGCUGCCCUGGAUAUUCUAACUGUGUAUGGAGAAGACUCUGGUGAAUAUACCUGCAGAGCUACCAAUAAACUUGGCCAUGCAACUUCAUCAAUUAAGAAAAUACAGUAUCUUGAAGAUGACUCUCGACACAAAAGAACUGCUGCGGAAGAUGCUGUCAUUUUAGAGAAGCCUCAAUUUGGUCGCCCUCUUCGUAACAUUGAAAAUCUUGCUGAGGGACUCAGUGCUCAUUUGGAAGCCACUCUUACACCUGUAAAUGAUCCUACAAUGAAAGUUGAAUGGUUCUGCAAUGGCAAACCAAUCCCUCAAGGACACCGCUUCAAGACAACUUAUGACUUUGGUUUUGUUGCACUUGAUAUUCUUUAUGCUUAUGCUGAAGAUUCUGGUACUUACAUGUGCAAAGCAAGAAAUGCAGUUGGUGAAGCAGUUACAACAUGCUCUGUGAAAGUGCAAGCAAAAUCUGGAUUAUAUUUGGAUACCCUGGAUGAGCAAAGACUGAAGAAAAUAAAAGACCUUGAAACCCUUGAACGACCGAAAAAGGUCGAAGCUGAACCGGAAGCCCAGCGGCCAGUCUUUAUUACGCCUUUAAACAAUUUGGAGCACUUAAAAGAAGGUGAACAUGCUCAUCUUGAGUGUCGUGUGGAGCCCAUCAAUGAUGCCAAUCUGAAAAUCGAAUGGUUUGUGAAUGGCGUUGCUAUUAAAACAGGACAUCGCUUCAGAACAACUCAUGAUUUUGGUUAUGUUGCUCUUGAUGUACUGUACACAUAUCCAGAAGAUUCAGGCACCUAUAUGUGCAAAGCAACGAAUUUCGUUGGAGAAGCUGUUAACACUUGCACUAUUAGCGUUGCAGCUCGACGAAGCAUUUAUCUAGAAUCUCAGCAUCCAGAGGGAUUACAGAAAAUUCAGGAACUUGAAGCUCAGGGAAGACCUGGCAGAUUAGAAGUCGAAGAGCCUAUACCAACUCCUCCACGCUUCAUCACUGAAUUAAGAGGAACCACAGAAUUAGUUGAAGGACAGACUGCUCAUUUCGAAGCCCAAGUUGAGCCAUUACAUGAUCCUAACUUGCGCAUUGAACUUUAUCAUAAUGGAAAACCAUUACCAUCAGCUUCGCGCUUCCAUAUUACCUUCGACUUUGGAUACCUAGCUUUAGAUAUCAGCCACAUUGUUCCAGAAGAUGCUGGAGAAUAUUCUGCCAAGGCUAUAAAUGCUCUUGGACAAUGUACAUCAACUAUCAGUGUUCGUGUCCAAGGAAAGAGUAAUAUCAUUUUGGAGUCACAACGACCCGAAGGACUUGAAAAAAUCAGACAACUUGAAGAGCAUACACCAUUUCGACAGCCUGACAUUCCAGAACCCACUAGACAGCGUCCUGUAUUCACCCAACCUUUGCAAAACAUUGAUGGAAUUGCUGAAGGGCAAACUGCACACUUUGAAUGUCGCCUCAUUCCUGUUGGAGAUCCAACACUUAAAGUUGAAUGGUUUAGGAAUGAAAAGCCUCUUGAAACAAGUUCACGGAUAACAAAAACUCAUGACUUUGGAUAUGUGGCAUUGGACAUGACACAUGUCCGCGGUGAAGAUGAGGGAGUAUACAUGUGCCGUGCUUCCAACACCUUAGGUGAAGCAGUUACCACCGCAUCAAUGAAAAUUAAAACAAAAGCCAAUAUCCAGCUUGAAACGCAGCAUCCGGAGGGCAUGAAGAAAAUUCAACAACUGGAGCAAGGACGUGUUCCAAAAAGGAGUGAUGAGCCCGAUAAAGCAUUCGAGAAGCCUAUUUUUACACAAGUGCUUACUGGACCUUCCGAAUUAUGGGAAAGCCAGAACGCUCAUUUUGAAUGUCGUGUGGUGCCUGUUGGUGAUCCCAGCCUUAGAUUUGAGUGGUAUGUCAAUGGUGUGGAAUUAAAAAUGGGAUCUCGUUUCCAUGUUACACAUGAUUUUGGAUUUGUCACUUUGGACAUUUCUAAAGUUGUAACUGAAGAUUCUGGAGUGUACAUGUGCAAAGCAAUUAAUAAUGCAGCCAAGUCAUCUAUCGUGGGUGAACCUAUGCAGCCUGAUGCAUGGCAAAAAAUCCAGCUGAAAGAAGCAGAAAUGAAUAAGGUGCCGGAAAUGUUCGUUGACACUUCUCCACAGCAAGCACCAGUUUUUACCACUCAUCUGGUGAGCCAUGAAAAGCUCGUGGAGGGUCAGCACAUAUUACUGGAGGCUCAAGUUGAACCGCGAGCCGACCCUAAUCUACGGAUCGAAUGGUUCAAGAAUGGUGUUGCACUUACAACUGGUACCCGCAUUCGAAGUACGUUUGAUUUUGGGCUUGUAACCCUGAAUAUUAAUGGGUUACGAGCUGAUGAUUCUGCUAUCUAUACAUGCAGAGCAUAUAACCUUCUUGGAGAAGCUGUUUCUACAUGCACAAUUAAAGUUGAAGAUCGACAUUGGUUGCUUGGUAGCUCUCUGCGUCCUGAAGCUUUACCUCAGAUCGAAGCUCUUGAGCAACCCAAAGUAUUUCAAACAGAUGCUCCUGAGCCUGUUUAUGAAUCACCAGUAUUUAUUACCCACUUGAAUAACAUUGAGUGCCAGGAAGGUGAAUCUGUUCAUUUUGAAUGUCGGGUGGAGCCAUCAAAAGAUCCAACACUAAAUAUUGAGUGGUUUGUCAAUGGUAAACCAUUACCCAUGGGAGCUAGAUUUAAGUCAACUUAUGACUUUGGGUAUGUAGCUUUGGAUAUCAAUCAUGCAUAUGCUGAAGACUCUGGAGUUUAUAUGUGCAAAGCAACAAAUUCCAAAGGACAAGCUUCUACAUCUGGAACUCUCAAAUGCACAAGUAAACAAAAUAUCUAUCUUGACACCCAACAUCCUCAAGGAAAGGCUGGCUUAGAGAAAGUCGAAGAGGUUGAUGAAGCUUAUGCUGCACGUUUGCAGCGUGAGGGAUCUCGUCCAGAACAAGAGUUCCCCAAACCAAUUUUCAUUGUUCCCCUGCAUCCAGAAUUCUCUCUGGGAGAAAAUGAAGCUUUACAUCUUGAGUGCCAAGUUGAGCCAAAAGAGGAUCCAAACCUGAAAGUAGAAUGGUAUUUCAAUGGGAAAAAUCUUGAACAUGGUUCAAGGUUUAAAAUGACAUGCGACUUCGGAUUUGUUACUUUGGAUCUCACUGAUGUUUAUGAAAGAGAUCAAGGAAUUUAUACCUGCAAAGCUCAUAACAAACAAGGAGAAGCAUUUACAUCAACUACAGUGUAUUGUAAAAGUAAAUCAAAUCUUAUUGAGCAUACACAACACCCUAAGGGAGCAGAAGGUUUGGAGAAGAUACAAGAUCUGGAAGAGUCAUUGAGAAGACAAGAAGGUGUUCUUCCAGAUGGUGAAGAAGGUCAUCCACCAGUUUUUACUUCUCAGUUCCAAAAUCUCAAGAAUCUCAGUGAAGGAGAAAUAGCCCAUUUUGAAGCAUCAUUAACUCCUGUUGGUGAUCAGACUAUGACUGUUGAGUGGUUUUACAAUGGAGAGGCACUGAAAGCCAGUCAUCGCACCAGAACUGUGCAUGCGUUUGGCAUGGUAGUUUUAGAAAUUCUUGGGACAAAGAUUGAAGAUUCUGGAAAUUAUACAUGCCGUGCCACUAAUAAAUGGGGUCGUGCUGAGAUAAGUGUUGAACUUGAAUGUGUGGAAAAAUCAAAGGGUCAGAAGCCACGGUUCACUACACAAAUUCAGAGUCUGGAGGGUCUGAAGGAUGGUGAUUCUGCACAUUUCGAGUGUACUCUUACUCCUGUGGGUGAUCCUCAUUUGAAAGUAGAAUGGUUUCAUAAUGGACAGCCUUUGAGACAUUCCAGCCGCAUUAAGACUGUGUCUGAUUUUGGUUUUGUUGUUCUUGAUAUAGCAUAUGUACAAAGUCAUGAUUCUGGAGAAUAUGUUUGUAGAGCAAGCAAUAAAUAUGGAGAAGAUUUUACUAAGGCUACUAUUAAAUGUCAAGGAAAAGGAGGAGUUUACUUUGAUACCUUGCAACCUGAUUCUCUUGCACGGAUACGUGAACUUGAAACAUCUCAAGGGAGUCAGAUGGCCACUCCUACUUCUCCUGUUCUUGAGCCACCUGUGUUCACUACACAUAUAUCAGAUGUCACACAACUUGUUGAAGGACAAAGUGCUCACUUUGAGGCCAGACUUACUCCUGUCAAUGAUCCUAACUUGACGGUUGAAUGGUUUUACAAUGGAAAGAAACUUCCUCAUGGUCAUCGUUAUCGUACAUUCCAUGAUUUUGGCAUUGUCAUUCUUGACAUAUUGUAUUGUUAUGAAGAGAACUCUGGUGUGUACGAAUGCAGAGCUGUUAAUAAAGUGGGUCAAGAUGUAACCAAAGCAACUCUGAAAUGUGUAUCUAAAGCCAAUCUUAUAUUGGAUUCUCAGUUACCUCAGGGCAUGGAGGGAGGACUAGAAAAGAUUCAAACUUUAGAAGAUUCCCUGAUUCGCAAUCAAGAUGAAAAAGUGUCCGAAGUAAAAGGGCAGGCUCCUAUGUUUACAGUUCCUCUAUCUAAUAUUGACAGCUUAAGAGAAGGAGAAAAUGCUCACUUUGAAGCUCGUUUGAUUCCAACUGACGACCCCAAACUAAAGGUUGAAUGGUUUUGGAAUGGAAAACCUUUGAAGACUGGAUCCAGAUUUCGUACUUUUUGUGAUUUUGGAUUUGUUAUACUUGAAAUCUCUCCUGUAUAUCCAGAAGAUUCAGGAGAAUAUUCUUGUCGAGCUUUCAAUGAUUUUGGACAAGCUGUUACUACUGCUACUAUGCGAGUACAAGGAAAGCGUAGUAUAAUACUUGAAUCUCAGCUACCUAAGGGCAUGGAACAUACAAUAGAAAAAAUUGCAGAGUUGGAAGGUCUUGGCCUUGCUCCUGAUCAACCAUCAGCUGAUGAAGAUGUUGGAAGACCACCUGAAUUUAUUACAACACCUGUGGAUCUUACCUUGACAGAAAACUCUCUUGCUCAUUUUGAAUGUCGUUUGACUCCUGUGAAUGACUCGAGUAUGCGAGUUGAAUGGUUUCAUAACGGAAAAGCUCUCUCUGCAGGUUCAAGAAUAAAAACUAUUAAUGACUUUGGUUUUGUUAUUUUGGAAGUAGCAGGAGUGUACCAAAGAGAUUCAGGUCUCUACACUUGUAAGGCCACUAAUCGUCAUGGAGAAGCAACUGUGUCCUGUAAGUUACAAGUAAGAGGUCGACAAGGCAUAAUUUUGGAGCCUCAACUGCCAUCAAAUUUCCGUACUGGUACAGAAAGUAUUCAGAAACUGGAGGAGAAUUUGUACAAGAAAGAUGAAAUUCUUGCUGAAGAAGAAAAACCAAAUCCUCCUAAAUUUAUUGUGGAACUAAAGGAUAUUUCUGAUGUAGCUGAAGGUGCUCCAAUUCACUUUGAAUGCCGUGUAGAGCCAGUUGGUGACUCUAGCAUGCGAAUUGAUUGGUUUCACAAUGGCCGUCCAUUUGCCACUGGUUCCAGAGUUCAUAUGCUUAAUGAUUUUGGUUUCAUUGUUUUGGAUAUGGAUUACACUUACGCUCGUGACUCUGGUGAAUAUGUAUGUCGGGCUACUAAUAAGUGGGGUUCUGCUACCACCAAAGCUACAUUGACAUGCAAGGCUAAGCAUGAUGUAGUGUUGGAAUCUCAACUUCCUCAAGGAAUGAGUGGAGCAAAACUUAAAGAGCUUGAACGUGGACCUGUGACUAAGGCAUUCCCUGAAGAUGCUCCAUUGUCUCCUCCAAAGUUCAUUACACAAAUUACAUCUGUUGGAAUUGGUGAAGGAGAACCAGUGCACUUUGAAUGCAGAGUGGAGCCAAAAACCGAUCCCAAAUUGAGAAUUGAAUGGUACAGAAAUGGCAAGUUGUUACCUUCUGGACAUCGAUUCCGCACCAUGUAUGAUCUAGGCUUUGUAUCAUUGGAUAUUUUGUAUACAUACCCUGAAGAUUCUGGAGAAUAUGUAUGUCGUGCUGUAAAUGAUCUGGGUGAAGAUACUACACGAGCUACAAUAUCUUGCAAAAAAUUACCUACAAUAAUUUUGCAAAAUCAAGUUCCUAAGGGCAUGAAGAAGUCAGAAGCACUUAUGCAGAUGGAAGCUACAAUCAAGAAAUACACUUCUGAGAUACAUUUAACUGAGGAUGACCUUUAUGACCCUGAUAAAAAGCAGCCUCCAAGAUUUGUAACCCAGAUCAAAGACCAAACAACAUUAGAAGAGAUGCAGUCAACAAAAUUUGAAUGUCAAUUAGCUCCAGUAGGUGAUCCAAAUAUGAAGGUUGAAUGGUUUCUGAAUGGCAAACCAUUGCCUCACAAAAAUAGGUUUACUCCAAUUUACGAUUUUGGAUACGUUGCCAUGAACUUUGGAUGGGUGUAUCCAGAAGAUAGUGGAGAGUAUUUAUGCAGAGCCACCAACUUAUACGGAAUGGAUGAGACUCGUGCGGUUAUAAAGACUGCUGGGAAGCCUGGAAUAAUAUAUGAAUCUCAACUACCGAAGGGAAUGAAGAGUAUUGAAAGAAUUAGAGAAAUGGAAGCAGCAUGGCAAAUUGUACCUGAGGAGCCAGAUGAGAGUGAAAAGCCAAAAUCUGCUCCAGUUUUUGUAACAAAACCAGAAACAUAUACUGCAGUGGAAGGAGAACCAGCUCGUUACUGUUGUCGUGUUACUGGUUUCCCAAGACCUCGUGUCAUGUGGGUAGUUAAUGGCCACACUGUUGUAAAUGGUACUCGCUAUAAGCUGACUUAUGAUGGCAUGUGGCAUUUGGACAUUCCAAAGACCAGACAAUAUGAUAAUGGUAAAGUGGAAGUGAUAGCUCGUAAUUCUGCAGGAGAAGCAAUAGCAGUAGCAGAUCUUGUAGUAAAACAACGUCAAGAUGACUACAGAAAUGUUUUGAAGAACUCUCCGAGACCAUGGUAUGACUACGAACUUACACAAUACCAGAGAGAACGACAGGAAACAGAACUGGAGAGAGUGUUUGAAGAGAGGCAAGGUCAACAGAUAGAGCUGAGUGAACAUCAUUUGAAGCAAAAAAUCAUUAAGGAACCUGAAACAGAGUGGCAACAAUCUGUGAAGAAGAAAAAGGGAGAAGACUAUUAUAGCAAACUCAAGGAGCUGGAAGAUGAACAAGUUGUCAAAGAAACACGUCUUCGUGAAUCAUCUCAUCAGUUUGCUAUACCUGGUGAAAAAGUUGUACAUAAGAGUUUAGCAAAAGGAAUGGCUCAAAGUUACGAAGAGAAAGUUGAAAGAAGUGAAAAUACUGGAGUGCAAACCGGAGGUUUGUCACAAAUUUCUUCUCACACAUCAGAUACUGUUAUUGAUUCUCAACAUGUGAAGGGAACUGUUAUUCCUGAACCAGCAGAAUCAGCUGUCCAUGGCCGUGAAGUUCAUGUGGCAAAGCAGAAGCAAACACAAAAAGAGAAACCUGCCAAGCCUCCAUUUUUCACCAAGAAAAUACAGCCAUGCCGUGCUUUCGAGCAGGAUCAAGCCAGAUUUGAAGUGGAGUUUGAUGGAGAUCCACUUCCUACCGUUAAGUGGUACCGUGAAAAUUUUCCCAUUGUAUCAUCUGCAGAUCUACAGGUUCACACCUUCAGCACCAAGUCUGUUUUAAUACUGCGUCAAGUGUUUAUGGAAGACUCUGGAGUUUUCUCAGUAAUUGCUGAAAACAGAGGAGGUACUGCAAAGUGCAGCGCAAAUCUGGUUGUCGAAGAGCGUCGUCGACAAGGCAGAGGUGGUGUCAUUCCACCAAGCUUUUUGACUACAAUACAAAACACAGUGGUCGUUGCUGGUCAGCUUGCUAGGUUUGAUGCCCGUAUAACAGGCACAAAGCCUUUGGAUGUUUACUGGCUGAAGAAUGGUAAAAAGAUUUUACCAGAUAUUCGACAUAAAUCGCUUGAGGAAGAUAACACCUUCACUCUAUUGAUUCUUGAAUCUCUACCCGAGGAUUCGGGGAAAUACGAAUGUGUCGCAAUUAACGGCGCUGGAGAGGCUCGCUGUGAUGCUGAGUGUUUUGUUCAAACUCCAUCGUCCAAGCCCACUUCUCAAGGGAAAGCAGCCCCGACAGGAUCAGACCAAGCCCCCACUCUUCUUGAACCCAUGAAAGGACAACCCGUUCAAGAGGGUCAAGCUGUGGCGUUUAAAUGUAAAAUUUCUGGAAAGCCAGUUCCCCAAAUUAAGUGGUUUAAAGGAGACACCCCAAUAAAACCUUCAAAAUAUUUCCAAAUGCAAAAAGAUGGAGAUAUUUACACACUACAUAUUUCUGAAGCUUUUCCAGAAGAUGAAGGAAUGUACAAAUGUGUCGCUUCUAAUACAGCAGGCUCAGUUACAACAUCUGCAGAGCUCAAAGUAUUAGCUCCAAGUACUCAGGAAAUAACUCCUUCAUUGGCCCCAAUGCGUGAUGUUAUUGUGCCUGAAGGGAAUCCAGCACAGUUUCGUACUCAGGUUUCUGGAAAACCGCAACCAAAUAUACAGUGGUUUAGAGAAGGAGCUCUUAUUCCUCAAUCGGCUGAUUUUCAGAUGAUUCAAGAUGGAAACAAUGUUGUUUUACUGAUUUCAACAACAUACGAAGAAGAUUCUGGAGUGUUCACUUGCAGAGCUACUAAUUCUGCUGGCCAAGUGGAAACUUCUGCAAAGCUGAUCGUCAAAAGAGGAAAAGGAUUGGCGUAUGGUCCACUAGUUCCUGAUGAAACAUAUGAUGAUGACAUCACUCACAGAAAAGAGGCCACUGAUUUUUCAAAUCAAUUAGACAAAGUGAAUCUUUCUCUCACAAGACAAGUACAAGAACAAAUAGGCGAUUCAAACCAAGUUCAACUCACUGCUAGUGAUAUGACGUUACCCUGGAGAAAGCAAAAAUCUACAUUGCCUGUGGCGCCUUGGAGGAAAGCAAAAGACCGUUCCUCAAUCCGUACUUUUGAGGAUCAUGAAAAAACCAAAACAUGGACUGACCAAAUAGCACAAAAAAAGAAGCUUUCUACAGACAUAAUUCAAAAAGAUACACAAAAAAACAAUGUGGAGGAGUUAAAAACUGAGUCACUCAUUGUAUUUAAAUCUUCUGACAAGAAUGAUAUACCUGCACGUUUGACACCAAUAACGAAGGAGGAUGAGACACCCUUUAAAGACAUUCCAGGUUCAGAAUGGCAACAAGAACUGAAAGUGGAAGCUGUAUCUUUGAAGAGAAAGAGUGUACGCCAGAAAAUUUCUAUUCAAGAAAAGGAGGGUCAUCCACUGACUGAUCUUGAAAUAAUAUCCCAGAAACGUGGUGUGCAAGAUGAUGUUAAAUUUUCAGAAGAAUCUCUACUUGUUGGUACUGAGACAAUUGAAGACCAGUUGAUUAUCCCUUCAUUAGGGAAGGAAGAUGUUUCAUUGAGUUUGCCUAAUGCUUUACCUCCUCAUUUUAUUAAACAUUUGGAACCUAAUAUUGUGAAAGUUAAUGAAAAAGCUAUAUUUACUUGUAAAGUUGAUGGUACACCAUUCCCCAAUAUCAAGUGGUUUCGUAAUAAGAAGGAAAUUGUUUGUACAAAGAGAAUAAAGAAAAAUAUUUAUGAGACUACAGCUUCUUUAGAAAUUGAUAAUAUUCAGGAAGAAGAUGUUGGUCUGUAUUCCUGCCAAGCCAAAAACAUUGCAGGAGUAGCAACCUCCACUACUAAUUUAAUACUUUUAGAAGAAGAAGAAACUGGUAUUGCACCACACUUUAUUCAGCCUCUGCAAGCACCGAAAAUAAGUCUUGAACAACCAUUAGUAUUAGAAUGCGUUGUUGUUGGAACACCUGUUCCUGUUUUGAAAUGGUUUGCCAAAAAUCAGGAAAUUAUACCAAAGAAAGGAAAGGAAGUUUCAUACAAUUCUGAGUUGGGUAUUGCAACUCUGAAGAUCUUGAAACCCACAUCAGAAGACUUCUGUUUUUAUAGUAUUCAAGCAAGUAAUGCAUUUGGCUCUGCAGAAUGCCGUAUAGAUCUUAUUUUUGGUGAAGAAACCAAAAUAAGCAAGCCUACAGUUCUUCAAGCUCCAAAAAUUACAAAACCAUUGGAAGCAAAAGUGGUAUACACUGGUGAGCCAAUAACUUUGGAAUCUGAAUUUGAAGGUAUUCCUGUACCUGAUGUUAAAUGGUAUCACAAUGGCAAAGAAAUAAAAUUAACAAAACAUAUUAAAAUGACAACAGUUGGAUAUAAAACAAAUCUUCAUAUAACUGAAGCUCAGAAAACUAAUAGUGGAAAAUACGAAAUACAAGUGGUCAAUUGUGCAGGAGAUGCUCGUAGUUCUGGCACUAUUUCAGUAACAGAACCACAACCUGAAAUGAAAGAAGUGAAACCCCCACGGUUUGUGAAGCCUAUUAAACCUCAAAUUAUAGCUGAAGGAGAAGUCGUCAUUCUGGAGACACUUGUAGAGUCACAUCCCAUUUGCUCUUUUCAGUGGUUUCAACAUUCUUUUCCUGUUAAGUCAUCUCCUGAAUUACGUGUAGUGUCAACAGGGAAUCGUUCAAUUUUGUUAAUUGAUAAAGCUACACCACAUCAUAGUGGUACAUACACUUGCAGAGCUGAGAAUGUAGGUGGCUCUGUUACAUAUUCAGCUACAGUUAAUGUGCUGCCUGAACCUGCUUAUGAAGAAGUCACAGAACUUGAAUCGCCUCGUUUUGUGAAGAAACUUGCUUCUAUACGAAUUAUGGAUGGACAAGAAGUUGCAGGAAAACCAACUCCACAUAUUACUUGGCUUCAUAAAAAUAAACCUCUUAAAGAAGCAAAGGAUGUUACAAUAUCACAAGAUAGUGAAGGUGUUUGUAAAUUAAGUAUUCAAGAAGUUUUCCCAGAAGAUGCAGGAGAAUAUACUUGUUAUGCUGUCAAUCCAGUGGGUGAAGCUGUGUGUUCUGCAUCUCUUGUUGUAGAAGCCUAUGAAUAUGUACCUGAUUCUGAAAUAGCAUCUGUGACAAUAGGGACAUCUAUGAUUAUAGAAAAAAGUAGUUCUGAGGAAGAUGAGAAUUUGCCAAUGCAGCAAACACAAUUAAGUAAGGCUCCACAUUUCACCACUAAGUUACCAGAAAUUGUACCUAUCCGGAAUGGUGAGCUUACAAGACUGGAAGUGAAAGUUGAAGGUUUUCCCAAACCUCAAAUUCAUUGGCAUAAGCAAGGAGUAGAAGUUACUCCAUCUAGAGAUUUCCAAAUAGAAGAAUUUGAAAAUGUGUUAACUAUUACUGAAGUAUUUCCAGAUGAUUCAGGAGAGAUUAUAUGUGAAGCUCAAAAUGAAUUGGGCAUUGACACUACUAAGACUGAGCUUGUGGUGGAAGAUAUACUUGGAACAAAAGAAUACCGCAAGCCAGAGUGGGUUACACACAUGGAAGAGCUUCAAGAGGCGUUGAGAGAACAAUCAUAUGAAGGAGAUAUUCUGAGUUCAUACAAUGAAAAGGGUAGCAAAGUUUAUAAAGCAGUGAUAUGUCAAGAAGAUAAUAUUGGAGAGAAAUUGGAAAGAAAUGUUGCCGGUGUGAGCCGAACAGAAUUCCAUUUUCAGGAAUUAAAAGAAAAAACAGCAGAAGUGGUCAAGAUAAUUUAUGUUUCAGAGAAUAAAGAAGAGAAUGUUAAUAAUUUUCAUACAUUAUCUCCAAUAGAGGAAAGUAGUGAGCCUUCCACAGCCAAAAACAGUGAAAGAGGGGAUUUGGAGGCAAAUUUAAAAAAGUCUGAUGAUAGAGUGGAAUAUUUAAAGUUACUUUCAGCAUCUUGUGAAACAUUGCAUCACAAAGAUGAAUCAAUAAGAGCUGGACUCCCGAUAAAAUAUCUAACAUUUCCUCGUCCGAAGAUUCCUGUGCUUUCUCCUGUUCGUAAUAAUGCAUGCUACAACAUUCCUGAAGAUACAACUCAAUACUCAUUGCAACCUCGUGAACUUGAUCCAGCUAGUUUCCACCAGUUACAUAUGGCUGACAGCCAAGAGGAAUUGCAAGAAUUUUUGCUUCUUGAGAGUCAGUGUAUGACAACUGAAGGUUGGGGGCUUGCUGCUGCUUUUUUGGCCUCUGAUUUUGAACAAAAUUCAAGUGAUGAGGAUAGAGACCAAUGGGUAUUAACAAGGCCACUGUCAGAUGUAACAUGGUACAAAAAUGAUAAAAGCCUUCGUAACACCAAGAAUAUUCAAAUACGAAUAAAGAAUAAUAAGACUACCUGCACAAUCUUGAAAGCAACACCUGAAGAUGAAGGUACCUAUGUUUGUAAAGCUGUCAGUGAUAUUGGUACUGAAACCACAAGAGCACAGCUAUAUGUUCAAGAGAAGGAAACUGGAACUUUAAAUCGUCAGAAGAAGACAAGAAGGGUAAUCAAACAAAGAUCAGAAGAGGAAGAGGAAAUUGAAGAAAUAGUAGAUGAAGGAAAACGGAAGGUGAAGAAAUCAUUCAGAGCCACAAGACCAAAGACAGAUGAAGAAAAAUUGAAAAUUGUAGAGGAAACACCCCAGGAAGCUUUGGUUGUUCAAGACAAGGAAAAAACUGUUUCUAUUUCUGAAGUUGAAGUGAAUAAACUUCCUUUAAAACCAACAAAAAAGAAAGAAAAGGAUGUGAAAAAAAUACAAAUCAAAGAAGAAACUCCUGUCACAGAAAAUAUACCUGAAGAGCCAGAAAGAAAAGUAGAAGAAACAAGGCCAGAUGACAAAGUUCCUGUCAUUGAAGAUACAGGAACAAAUGAGGCAAUUGCAAAGCCAGAAUCUAAACCUGUUAAAAAGCCUUCAAAGAAAAAGAAAGAGACAAAACCGGCUUCAGUUCCAUUACAAGAAGAAAUAAAAGAAAGUAAAGAGAAAGAGUUACCUGAAUUAGUUCCUGAAGAAGAAAAACAGAAAGAAGAGCCUGAAGUUUCAAAACCAGAGCCUAUUUCUCCUAAGGAAACAUCUGAUAAAAAGGCCAAAACUAAAUUGCCUAAACCACAAAAGGUUGAUGCUCUUCCCCAACUUAUGAAGAUUGAAAGAAAAGAAAUUAAGCCAACAAAACUUAAGGUGACUGAAGUUGCUCCAAAAGAAGAGGUGCCUUUAUUUGCACAGAUCAAGUUGAGAAAAUCAUCUAUUCAAAAGCGAGAAAUUAAAAGCACAGAACUGCCUAAAGUAAUGCUUAAGAGUAAUCUGAAAGUAAUAGAAUAUCCACCUAUGGAGCAGACGCCUAUUAUAACUUUAAUUAAUGUGAAGCCUGAUAAAGGUAUUCUGUCAAGAAAUGUUGAAGAGGCAUUGAAACCAAAGAAAAAGAAAAUAAAACAGAUGAAAGAUACAGAGAAAGAAGAAGUAGAAUUGGAGAAACCGGAGACUUUUGAAAUAGAGGAGAAAGAGAAAACUGAAGAAAAGAAAAUUGAAGAAACAACUUGGGUACGAGAGCCAAAGAAAGUGCAAGUAGAAGAUGUUGUUCCUAAGAAGCUAGUAAUUGGCAAAGGAAAUGUGCCUGAAAUUCAGGAACUAAGUCCAGAAAAUAUCAAGCUCAAGAAAAUACCUCAGAAACCUCAAGAUGAAGAGGUACCAGAAGAAGAAAAAGGGAAAAAGAAAGAGCCUGAUGAAGUUCCAUUAAAGGAUGCAAAGAAAAGAGGACCUUUGGAUGGACUUGCACCAUUUGUUGGUAAGGUUGAUGAAGGAUCUGACUUAGAACUUGAAAAGUACGAAAAAGUGGAACCUGUGAAAAAAGAAGAAUCUUCCACGCCAGAAAAGUUGAAGAAACCAAAGUUAAAACCAGUCAAACCUGAACAAGAAGUGGAAGAAUUUCCUUUAAAACUGGGUAAACCAAAGAAAGUUCCAGAAGAAGAAGAAAAAGAUAUCACUUUAAAGAAAAAAAUGGGAGAGCCAGUCCCAGAGAUUCCUGAAGAAAUUACUCUGAAACCAUUCAAGAAAGAAAAGCCAAUAGAAGAGCCAAAAGAAGAUAUAGUGAAAGUGCCUAAACCAGAAGCUGAUAAACAAGUACCAGAUGAGGAGCAGGUGACAAUGAAAAUUCCAAAAGGUGAAUUCCCAGAAAAGAAGAAAACUAAAAUUAAGAAACCAAAAACAGAAGAAAAACCAGCUGUACAAGAAGAGCCACUUAAAGAUGUUAAAGAAGAAACUGAAGAAAUUGUUGUGACCAGUCCAAAGAAACUUGAGCCAAAGGUAAUAGAGGAUGAAGAAAUUACUCAAGAAAUCAUUUUAAAACCAAAGAAAAUGCAACCCAAAGUAGAAGAAGAAUUUACUUUAAUAAAAGAAACAGAGAAACCUGUAGAAGAUAUCAAUGAAGAUAUCACAAUAAGUGUUAUGCCAAAAACACUUCCAACAGAAGAUAUAACUGAAACAGUGAAUCUCAAAAAGAAGAAACCAAAGAAAGAGAAACUAAAAGUGGUAGAGGAUGUGGAAGAAGCAGUUAUCAUAAAGCCAUCAUCAAAGAAACCAGAAGAAACUAUAGAUGAUAAGGAACCUCAAAAGUUUGAAGUGGAAAGUGUGACUGAAGAAAUUACUAUUAAGAAAAUACAACCUCAAAAACCUGAUGAAGAAGAAGACACAAAUCAGACAUUUACUUUAAAACCAAAACCAAAAAUACCUGUGAAAGAAGUAUCUGAUGAAACUACAGUGAUAAAAUUACAGCCAGAGAAACCUGAGGAAAUUGAAGAAGUUAAAGAAACCUUUUCUUUAAAGAAAAAGAAAAAGGAAGUAGUUUCAGAUGAUGUAAAUGAAGAAAUUACUAUACGAAAGAAAAAGCCUGUACAAAUACCAGAAGAUGUUAGUGAACAUGUCACUUUAAAACAGAAGAAGGUGAAAGAAAUUCCUACUACUGAAGUUUCUGAAGAAAUAAGUAUUACAAAAUUAAUACCUAGAAAGUCAACAGAUGAUGAAGAAGGUAUUGUUCAUGAAGAACAACCUGAGGAAGUCAUUGAAGAAAUUGUUUUAAAGAAACUCAGUAAGCAAAAACCAAGUGUAGAAGAAAUAUCUGAAGAAGUUACAUUAAAACCAAAACCUAAAAAGAAAUCAGUGCCAGAGACUUAUGAAGAAGAAGAUAUUUCUAUGUCAGGUAGAGUACGAUUGAGGAAACAGAAACCUAUGACUUACGGUGAAGAAACAGGAGAGCAGACAAUUACAAUCACUCAAGAGGUAGAGCAAGAAGGUCCAGAAGAAAUAGUGGAAAUUAUUGAAGAAGAACCAGAGGAAGGAGUCACAAUUGAAUUAAGAAGAAAACCUAGUUAUCAUGUGGAAGAACCACUUGAAGAAGUUAUUCAUUUGGGGUAUCCUUCUAAGCAUCAAACUGAUGAGGUAGAAGGCAGUUUUCAGGUACAACUGAAAUCUAAAGAAGCAGAACAAAGCUAUACGGUGGAGGAGGUUGAGGAAGAAUUCCAGUUUGGUCUCAAAAAAGAAAAUCUAGCUCCAAGAGGUUCACUGUAUGAGGAAGAAUCUUUGGCAGUGAAGUUGAAGCCCAAGGAGAAGCCACCAAAAACCUUGCACCAAGGGGUAGAAGAAGUAAUUGUAACAGAAUAUGAAGAAGGACAUAAUUAUUGAAACAGUACCAAAAAUAAAUAUGGAAGCACUUAAAGAAAUAUAUAAAGUAAAGAAAGGAGAUGAUGUAGACAUAGAGGUGAAAUAUACUGCUACUCCAACUCCAAAAGAAGAAUGGUUUGUCAACGGUAAAUUAGUGAAGAAGAGCAAAAAGGUAACACCAGUCCUAACAGAAUAUUCAGCAGUAUUAUCCAUUAAAAAGGUUGAAGAAAUAGACACUGGAAAUUACACCAUUAAACUAGUCAACAACUGUGGUGAAGCAUCAGCAGAUCUGAAGCUUGUCUUGAUGGAGGUGCCAUCUGCUCCUGGACAUCCAGAAGUUGUGGAAAUUACAAAUAAUAGUGUUACCCUUCACUGGAAAGUACCUGAAACUGAUGGAAACUCUCCCAUUAUUAAUUACAUUGUAGAAUUCCAUGAUAAAUCUAAUUUAACGUGGAAAAAAUACAAUGAGAAUUAUAGUAUUACUGAAACAACACAUCGAAUCACUAAUCUUCAACAAAACAAGGAGUAUGUGUUUAGAGUGAGUGCUGUAAAUGAAAUAGGGCAAAGUCAACCAUCUCAAGAGACCCAAUAUAUAAAGAUAACUGCCCCAGUACAAGCAGAAGCACCUAAUAUACAGGAACCACUGAAGAGUGUGGUUACUGGAAUCAGUCAACCAGUCACUCUAGCAUGUGUUAUUAGUGGUAUCCCUGCUCCUAAUAUUCAAUGGUUCAAAAACGGACAAGUAUUCAGCAGCGAAAACAUUACGUAUGAAAACUGCGUUUCAAAAUAUGUUGUCAACAAAUCAACCCCUGAAACAGCGGGAACUUAUCGCUGCUACGCCAAGAACGAUGCUGGUUAUGCGGAAACAACCUGCGAAGUAAAGAUUCAAGAUCCACCUAAACUAGAAUAUGAUGAAACACUUAUGACUCAAAAACUGAGAGUCACAAAUCAAUGGAAAAUUGAAGUGAAAGUUUCAGGUUAUCCCAAACCUGAUAGUCAAUGGACUAAGAAUGGUAAAAGUCUGGCAUCAACAAAGCAUUGCACUAUUCAGACUGAUGAAACUUCGUCUACCAUUUCUGUAUCUUCCCUCACUAAAUCAGACAGUGGUACAUAUACAUUUACUGCACGAAAUGAAGCUGGUUUAAAAAGUGUUGACUUCACAGUUCGUGUUAUAGAUGAAUCCAGAAGUAAGACAGGCUCACCAACUGAGGAACUAAUUGACAAACCUAGCAAACCAGAGGGACCAAUGGUAGUGAAGGAUAUUCGAAGAGAAUCAGUUGUGAUUGAGUGGAAACCACCAGCUGAUGAUGGAGGUUUAGAACUUUCCAAAUAUUCAGUUGAAAAAUGUGAUAUAGAAAAGAUGGUUUGGAUGAAAGUGGCUGACGUGGAGAAAGAUGUAUCAUCAUAUUGUGUACAGCAGCUUAAAGAAGAUGCAGAAUACAUGUUCCGGGUAAUUGCAGAGAAUCCUGUUGGAUCUUCUGAAGCUCUUGAAAGUGAUGCUGUUACUAUUAGAAGUAAAUUUGACAAACCUUCGCCUCCGCGAGGUCCUUUAGACAUUUCAGGAAUGACAGAAACAGCUUUUAUUGUCGCAUGGCAACCUCCUGAGUCUGACGGCGGAGCGCCGAUACUGGAGUAUAUAGUUGAAAGAAAAGAAGUUGGAAAGAAGGCAUGGAAAAAGGUUGGAAGUACAUCAGGAGAAGUUACGCAUAUUGAAGUUACAGAAUUAAAGCUUAAUACUUCAUACCACUUCCGAAUUACUGCAAGAAAUGAUAUUGGACUUAGUGCACCAUUUUCACCCGAAGAACCAGUUACCGCUGGCAAACGAAUAAGUGCACCUUCAGCUCCAGCCAAUUUCUCUGUGAUAGAUAUAACAAGUAAGAGUGUAACACUCCAAUGGAGCCCACCUGUCAGUACGGGUGGAACCGAAUUGACAGGUUAUAUAGUGGAAAAGAGAUUAGCAUCUUCUAAGAAGUGGAUUAAAGUGGUUACUCUGGAACCUUCUAUUACCCAGCACUGUAUUGAGAAUUUGAAAGAGAAAUCUGAAUGGUUCUUCAGAGUGUAUGCAGAAAAUUCUAUUGGCUUGAGUCCUCCAGCAAGUACAGAACUUGUUAGCCUGAAAACUCAUGCUUCUCCACCAUCGCCACCAACAGCUCCAUUAGAAAUAAGAAGUAUCAGUCCUAAUUCUAUAAUCAUAGAAUGGGGAAUUCCCGAAACAGAUGGCGGUGCUCCAAUAGAAGGAUACACAAUUGCCAUCCGGGAUAUCAAGAAGACUAUGUGGAUGGAAGUAGGUCGCGUGAGAGCAGAUGUGCAGAAACUUGCUAUCAGGGACCUCCAAGAAAAUCACGAAUAUUUGAUAAGGAUAUUUGCGCGAAAUGAAGUUGGUCUGAGUGAGCCCUUGGAGUCAGAUGAAGCAUUUAAGGUGUUACGGCCAACAGAUGCUGAGCAGUUGGAAGUCGAUAAACUAGAAACAACUGCACCUACGUUAAGUUUCAGCACAGAAACAACGACAUCAUGGAUGAGGGAAGCUGGCAUGGAUGCUGACAUUCACUCUUAUGCCAGAGGUUCAUUACUGCGCCGUGAUGAGUAUUUCUUCCGUAUUUGGUAUUAUGCUAGACAGCUUUUCAAAUAGGUAAUUGGUUUACCAAAGAAAUAUGAUUUCCAUCUCAUUAUUUUUAUCGUAUUAUUCCAUACAUUGUUUUCAUGUUUAUGCCAAAUACAAAAUAUGUGUAUUUUUAUACCGUUGUGUAGUUUUGUACAGUUGUGUAGUGAAGAAAAAAAUAAUUUUCUAUUUUGGUUUGGACAUAAGAAAUUCCUAGGACAUGUUAUUCAAUGUACUGCAUUCCUUGAACGCAGAUGUUGAAUAUUUUGUUGUAUAUUGUAUGGUCAGAGGAGUCAAGACAGGUUUUGUGAUGAUGGUGAACAUGCAGACAAUAUCAAAAGCAUUCCCACCAUUACAUUUAUAAAUGCAUUUGCUAAACAAAAUAAUAAAUGUAUAGGUAAAGUUAUGGAGUGAAAUUUGUCUUGGCUCUAGAACAAUAUUUUUCUAGACAGAAAAAUAUAUUACCUAUUUUAUUUUAUAUAUAAUAGCAGAUGCUGAGAUAAAUAAUACAUUCAGAAAACAUGUAAAUUUAAAUAAUAUUCAUCACUUCUUGUGAUAUGUUUAUAUUGUAAUAUAUUUUGUACUCACGGUAAUAUCUAUAGAUGCAUGAAAGUGUUUGUGAGCAUAAUAUCAUGAAUCCCUCUCUAGUAUGCAAGUAUGAAAUAUGUGCUGUAUAGAAUACUGUGAUAAUUUUAAUUUCAUUUAGGAAAUAAUAAUUCUGUCAAGUGCCAUGAAAUUUGCAUGCUUCAUUCCUUAGCUUCAGUUACUUGAAUAUUUAUUAUAUACUAUUUAGUGUGAUUUGUUCUCAUAAAUAACUGGCUACAAGUCAUAUCUUCAAGAAUUCAAAUGUACAAUGUUAUUUCCCAGAAUUUGAUGUCCAACAAGGGAGACAAUAUAUAGGUGCAAAUGUUAACAUCUACUGCAUAGGAUUUAUCAUAUUCUGGAAAGUAACUUGUUAAAAUCAGAGAAUAAUUGAUACAACUUAAAAAAAAUUAAAAAGACAAAAAAUAUUAAGCAAUUUGAAUUCAUAUUGAUAUUUUUCCUACAAGAUCAAUGUGUCAUGGGCCUUUACAGAUAACACCAAAGACAUAAUUAAUUGUAAUAUUUAAUUUAUUAAAUCCAGGAAGAAAGUCGGUUAUUUCAAUAAAAAAUUCAUCCAUACUCUUAUA
Molecule: messenger RNA, 24957 nt
Organism: Gryllus bimaculatus (two-spotted cricket)
Lineage: Eukaryota; Metazoa; Arthropoda; Insecta; Orthoptera; Gryllidae
Source: the annotation of a GenBank genome assembly